Microtus ochrogaster (prairie vole) is the source of this 879-nucleotide messenger RNA. RefSeq names its product keratin-associated protein 9-1-like. The record is from RefSeq and is a predicted model, not a curated record. The transcript has 2 exons. Bases 1 to 879 code for a protein of 292 amino acids. NCBI's taxonomy places the organism in Eukaryota, Metazoa, Chordata, Mammalia, Rodentia, Cricetidae.
AUGGCCCUCUGCUGCUGCCCACCUUGCUGUGAGCCAUGUUGCUGCAAGACCACCUGCUACAAAACCACCUGCUGCCAGCCCUGCUGCUGUGAACCCAGCUGCUCUGAGUCCAUCUGCUGUCAGCCUUGCUGUCUCCCAUGUUGCUGCAGCACACCAUGCUGCAAGCCCUGCUGCUGCCAGCCCUGCUGCUGUGUGCCCACCUGCUGUGAAAAAACCUGCAGCAAGACCACCUGUUGCAAGCCAACCUGUGUGAACAUCUGCUGUAUGCCCACCUGCUGCCAGCCCUGCUGCUGUGUGCCCUCCUGCUGCCAGCCAUGCUUGCUCCAGCUCUGCUGCGAACCAACAUGCUGCGAAACCAGCAGCUGCAAGACCACCUCCCUUAAACCAACCUGUGUGACCAUCAGUUGCUGCACACCCUGCUGCCAACCCUGCUGCUGCUCACCUGCUACCAUGGCCCUCUGCUGCUGCCCACCUUGCUGUGAGCCAUGUUGCUGCAAGACCACCUGCUGCAAGACCACCUGCUGCUGUGAACCCAGCUGCCCCGAGUCCAACUGUUGUCAGCCUUGCUGUCCCCCAUGUUGCUGCAGCAUACCCUGCUGCCAGCCCUGCUGCUGCGUGCCCACCUGCUGCGAGCCCUGCUGCAUGCCCACCUGCUGCUGCCAGUCCUGCUGUUGUGUGCCCACCUGCUGCUGCCAGCCCUGCUGUUGUGUGCCCACCUGCUGCUGCCAGCCCUGCUGUUGUGUGCCCACCUGCUGCUGCCAGCCCUGCUGUUGUGUGCCCAUCUGUUGUGAAAGCACCUGCUGUGAUACCACUUGCUGCAAGCCAACCUGUGUGACCAUUAGCUGCAGCACACCCUGCUGCCAACCCUGCUGCUGCUGA